AGACUAUACACACAAGUAGGUUGUAUACACAUUCGACACGACACGACUCUCAUCCGUGAGAAAGAAGAAGAAGAAGACGAAUCACACGGAACCUCUGUCUGUCCAAUCCAAUCCAUAAAAGAUGGCAUCUUUCAUUGUUUUAAACGCUUUCCGUCGGAAAAAACAAGGAAUCUCAUCCACUAUGGUCUCUCUAUACUCCUCCUCUACCAUCAUCAAAGCUUCUUUCCAUUCUUCGUUUCCUCCCCCUCUCCGAUCACCACCAUCAUCAUCACUCUCUGUUGGAUCUCAUACUCAGCUUGGAAAGCACGAUCACUCCCUAGUCGCUGCUGCUUCUGGUGGUGUCUCCAUGUCAACAAACAGAGAUUCUCACGGAUCGUCUUCACACGUUGCUGAACCAUUCUUCAGAAGCGUAUUAGGGCAGAUGGAAACGGUUUACCUAAACCGGAACCCGACUCCUAGAUCCGUUUUGGACCUUGUCAGAUCCGUUGACGACGAGCAGCUUUGCUAUGAUCAUCUCGCUUUCAGGACCUUUGGGAUUGGCGGUUAUGGGAUUGACUCGCUUGCAAGUUUUUUCCUUGACUAUGGGUAUACCCAAAUGGAUGAGCUGAGGUUUCCGGCCAAAAAGCUCAGAGCUUUGUGGUUUGCGCCUCCUCAUGCUUCUGCUGUUCUUGGUGGAAGUGGUGUAAAUGGUCCUUUACCAAGAGUUUUUAUCUCAGAGCUUCUAGUUGAGCAGAUGAGUUCACAGACUCAGGAUGUGAUCAGAAAAUACACCGAAACAUCGCCUAAUGGGAAAAAGUAUGCUGCUCUCUCUAGUGCUUUGGGUAGUCUGCCCUGGGAAAAGCCUCAAUCUUCCGAGUUUGAACAAUUGGCUAGGGAAAGUGAAUACGCAGCAUGGACACUUGCCAACGGGUAUGCACUUAACCACGUCACUAUCUCUGUCCAUCGCCUUAAAUCUCAUCUCAACAAAAUCAAGAAGCUCAAUCAGUUCCUUGAAGAAAAAGGUUUUAAAUUGAACUCAGAAGGAGGAGUCCUUAAAGUUAGUCCUGAUGGUGGUUUGCUGCAAAGCUCAACUGUAGCAGACUCGAUUUCUUUCAAGUUCUCUGAUGGAGUCACCAAACCUAUCCCUUGUUCGUACAUUGAGUUUGCUGAACGCCUCGUGCUUCCCCAGUUUCAAAAUGUACCCGAAAGCGAGAUAAAGGAGUCUCAUCGGCGAGAUGGAUUUGAGGUGGGAAAUGCAGACAAGAUCUUCGAGAGCACAAACCAGGAACAGCUUUCCCGUAGACGAACCGGGUGAUGAGCAGGGCUUUGGCCAUAUGUUCGUUUCAUCAUGCCUUUGUACAUACACGUGUGUAGAAUAAGAGCUGAAACUGUUUGUAAUGUUGUUAAUCACUAAAGAUAAAACUAAUCCAAAAAUCCCCAACUA
Messenger RNA from Raphanus sativus (radish), 1423 nucleotides. RefSeq lists its product as uncharacterized. The transcript is spliced from 7 exons. NCBI's taxonomy places the organism in Eukaryota, Viridiplantae, Streptophyta, Magnoliopsida, Brassicales, Brassicaceae. Gene Ontology annotation, molecular function: oxidoreductase activity. The coding region runs from base 122 to 1294 and encodes 390 amino acids. The record is from RefSeq and is a predicted model, not a curated record.